UCAACUUUCUGAUGAAGUGUACUGCUAUAACAGCACUGGCUAUAGCUAGCAUAGCGCAUGCCUUCCCAAGCUCUCCUGAGGAGCUCGCAGCGCGUGGUGUUCUUCAAGGUGCUAAAUUCCACGCACUUCAUUCAAGAGAUGAAGGUGAAUUAUCUUACGAGCCAUAUAACACUACGUGUGAAAUUAGGAAUGGAUUCAUUAGAACUGGACAGGAGUUAUCUUCUAAUGAAACUGACUACAUUAACGCACGUAUGGAUAAGAUUAUAGAUCCGCUCAGGAACUGGCUUGACGGCGCCAAUUUAAGCUAUGAUAUUGAGCAGCUCACAAACAACGCAACCAACGCACCUAAGCUCGGUUUGGCAAUUUCCGGUGGUGGUUACCGUAGUAUGCUUGGUGGCGCAGGUUUCAUAAGUGCCUUAGACAAUCGUAACACUAGUCUUGACUUCGAAACUGCUGGUUUACUCCAAUCUGCCGCUUAUAUGACCGGUCUUUCUGGUGGUUCAUGGGCGGUCAGUGGAUUUGCAGCACAAGACAUGACUCCAUUUUGGCAAUUGAAUGAUGAUGUUUGGAAACUAGACGAAAAUAUCUUCUGGCCUGGUAUUCUUGACGCUUACACUUACUUCAAGGAAAUUUUUGAGGACGUAGCUGCCAAGAAGCACGUCUACCCUGAAGACAGUUUCCAAACCCAAAUCACCGACUUCUGGGGACGUGCACUCUCCUACCACCUUCUUGCUGAGCCUGAGGAAAAGUUCCCAGGUUACGGCCGUAACACAACCUUCAGCAGUGCCAUCACAGGAGCUAGCACUUUCCAAAGUCAUGAAAUGCCAUAUCCAAUUGUUUUGGCAGUCGAACGUCAGCCUAAUCAACUUAUCAUAGGCCAAAACGCCAGUAUUUGGGAGAUGUCACCUUACGAAUGGGGUACAUUUGGUCCAUUAGGUGGUGGAAAUGCACAAGACUCACCAAAUGGCUUUAUUCCAAUUGAAUGGGCCGGUACUUCUAUUGUAAACGAUGAAGUUAACACAACAGACUGUGUUAAAGGAUUGGACAAUUUCGGUUUUGUUAUUGGUUCAUCCGCAACUUUGUUCUCUGCUGGUGUACAACAAGCCAAUGCAUCGAUCACAGGUUUCGAUGUUUUCCAAAGAGCACUCAGAGAUAUCCUUGGUGAUUUCUCUGAGUCUAUGGAUGAUGUUGCCCUUUGGAAAAAUCCGUUCUAUGGUUGGGAAAACGAUACGAACAAGAUAGCUCAGGAAACCAACGUUGUUUUGGUCGACGGAGGACUUAAUGACGAAAACUUGCGUUUAGACCCUCACUUGAAAAAAGAGCGUCAAGUUGAUCUAGUCUUAGCAUACGACGGCUCUGCCGAUACUACUUACAGCUGGCCUAACGGUACUAGUUUGUACGCUACCUACAACAGAACUAUUCAUAACGAUAGUGGACGCUCAAUGGCCAAUGUACCAACGCCAGAUCAGAUCGUCGCACAAGGUUUGAACACUCGUCCAACAUUCUUUGGAUGUAACGCUACAGAUGUUACUAAUUACGAUGAAGCUAACAAAGCACCUAUAAUUGCGUACAUUCCAGCAUAUCCGUAUGUAUAUCCAGCAAACACAUCAACUUUCAAGUUGGCAUACGAAGCGGAAGAAUCAGCAGGUAUGAUCGCAAACGGUGAGGCUGCAAUGUCUCUCAACGGUUUAGUUAAUGAUGGUGAAUGGAAGAGGUGUCUUGCUUGCGCGCUCGUAGAUAGAUCAAGAGAGCGUAAUAACAUUGACAGAAGCCCAGAAUGUCAAUCAUGCUUCAAUGAUUGGUGUUGGAAUGGUGAUCAAGUUGACACUGCUGAUGUACCAGAGUACGAACCGGAGAUCAAUAGUGUUCCUCAAUUCGUUCAAGACAGAUCAGACGGCAGUGCAUUAAUUCAACCAUACGAAUCUGGAGCUGUAUCAGGACUUUACUCGGCUACAGCUUUACUUGCUGUCACCUCACUUGUUGGUGCAUUCCUUUUCUAGAUUCUAAUAAAUCAACAUUUGGAUUUUAAGUAUUUUCACUUUUACUAUAUAUUUUGUAGCUUAAUACAUUUAUACAUCUCAGAA
This is a messenger RNA of Wallemia mellicola CBS 633.66, 2084 nucleotides long. RefSeq lists its product as hypothetical. The transcript has 5 exons. Bases 12 to 2000 code for a protein of 662 amino acids. The record is from RefSeq and is a predicted model, not a curated record. Gene Ontology annotation, molecular function: A2-type glycerophospholipase activity. NCBI's taxonomy places the organism in Eukaryota, Fungi, Basidiomycota, Wallemiomycetes, Wallemiales, Wallemiaceae. Gene Ontology annotation, biological process: glycerophospholipid catabolic process. Gene Ontology annotation, cellular component: cytosol.